Molecule: messenger RNA, 2546 nt
Organism: Perognathus longimembris pacificus (Pacific pocket mouse)
Lineage: Eukaryota; Metazoa; Chordata; Mammalia; Rodentia; Heteromyidae
Gene: Capn12
Product: calpain 12
Exons: 20
Coding region: 1-2247 (748 amino acids)
Biological process (GO): proteolysis
Cellular component (GO): cytoplasm
Molecular function (GO): calcium-dependent cysteine-type endopeptidase activity; calcium ion binding
Source: RefSeq, a predicted model, not a curated record
AUGGCAGGGAGCAGAGGCAGGCGAAUCACCAUCCAGCUGGUUCAGGACGAGGCCGGCGGGCCGGGGGGCCCUCAGCCCUUUCGGGGCCAGCACUACCAGGCCAUUCGAGCAGCCUGUCUGCAAUCGGGGACCCUCUUCCGUGACCCCUGUUUCCCUGCUGGUCCAGAUGCUCUUGGCUACGACACACUGGGGCCAGACUCCGAGAAGGCCAAAGGGGUGGAAUGGAAGAGACCCCAUGAGUUUUGUGAGAAGCCCCAGUUCAUCUGUGAAGACAUGAGCAGGACAGACGUGUGCCAGGGAAGAUUGGGAAAUUGCUGGUUACUGGCUGCUGCUGCCUCCCUCACUCUGUACCCCCGACUCCUGUACCGUGUGGUCCCCCCAGGACAGAGCUUCCAAGAUGGCUAUGCAGGGGUCUUCCACUUCCAGCUCUGGCAGUUUGGCCGCUGGGUGGAUGUCGUGGUGGAUGACAAGCUGCCCGUCCAGGAGGGCAAGCUGAUGUUCGUGCACUCGGAGGAGAGAAACGAGUUCUGGGCACCCCUCCUGGAGAAAGCCUAUGCCAAGCUCCACGGCUCCUACGAGACCAUGCGAGGUGGCCACAUGAACGAGGCCUUCGUGGACUUCACAGGGGGCGUAGGUGAGGUGCUCUACCUGAGACAAAACACGCCCGGCCUCUUUGCCGCCCUUCGCCACGCUCUGGCCAAGGAGUCCCUCGUGGGUGCCACUGCCCUGAGCAAUCGGGGUGAAUACCGCACGGAAGAGGGGCUGGUGAAGGGACAUGCAUACUCAGUCACAGGCACACACAAGAUGUCCCUGGGCUUCACCAAAGUGCGGCUCCUGCGGCUGCGGAAUCCUUGGGGCCGCGUGGAGUGGACUGGGGCCUGGAGUGACAGCUGCCCACGCUGGGAUGCACUCCCUGCCGAGUGGCGAGAAGCCCUGAUGGUGAAGAAGGAGGACGGUGAGUUCUGGAUGGAGCUGCAGGACUUCCUGAGUCACUUCAACACCGUGCAGAUCUGCUCGCUGAGCCCCGAGGUGCUGGGGCCCAGCCCGGCGGGGGGCGGCUGGCACAUCCACACUUUCCAGGGCCGCUGGGUGCGUGGCUUCAACUCGGGCGGGAGCCAGCCGGGUGCUGAAACCUUCUGGACCAAUCCUCAGUUCCGGCUGACGCUGCUGGAGCCCGAUGAAGAGGAAGAUGAUGAUGAUGAAGAGGGGCCCUGGGGGGGCUGGGGAGCGGUGGGAGCCCGGGGCCCCGCCAGGGGGGGCCGCACCCCAAAGUGCACAGUCCUCCUGUCACUCAUUCAGCGCAACCGGAGGUGUCUGCGGGCCAAAGGUCUCACAUACCUCACUGUGGGAUUCCACGUGUUCCAGAUUCCAGAAGAGCUGCUGGGUGUCUGGGACUCGCCGCGCAGCCGCGCGCUCCUGCCCAACCUGCUGCGCGCCGACCGCUCCGUGUUCUGCGCCCGCCGCGACGUGAGCCGCCGCUGCCGCCUGCCGCCUGGCCACUACCUGGUGGUGCCCAGCGCGACCCGCGCCGGCGACGAGGCCGACUUCACGCUGCGCAUCUUCUCCGAGCGCAGCCACACCGCAGUGGAGAUCGAUGAUGUCAUCAGCGCCGACCUGGAGGCCCUGACGAUCUCCUACCAGCCCCUGGACUUGCAGCUGGUGCAGCUGUUUCUGGAGCUGGCUGGAGAGGAGGAGGAGCUGGAUGCUCACCAGCUGCACACCUUACUAAGCAUUGCCCUGGAGCCUGCUGAGGACAACACCAGGACCCCAGGAGAGAUUGGGCUGAGGACCUGUGAGCAGCUGCUGCAGUGUUUUGGGCGCGCAGGCCGCCUGUCUCUGCACCACCUCCAGGAGCUCUGGGGCCACCUCCUGUUGUGGCAGGGCACAUUUGCCAAGUUCGAUGAGGACGCAUCGGGCACCAUGAACUCCUAUGAGCUGAGGCUGGCGCUGAAUGCCGCAGGCUUCCACUUGAACAACCAGCUGACGCAGGCCCUCACCAGCCGCUACCGGGACAGCCGCCUGCGGGUGGACCUGGAGCGCUUCGUGUCCUGCAUGGCCCGGCUCACGUGCAUCUUCCGCCACUGCAGCCAGCACCUGGCCGGGGGUGAGGGGGUGGUGUGCCUGACCCACCGACAGGUGAGCCGGGCUGCGGGCUGGGUGGCUGUGGACCAGGUGGCUCGGGCGGGUAUGGGCGGAGCUCACACCCACCUCUCCCCCCAGUGGGCGGAGGUGGCCGCCUUCUCCUAGGGGCGCCCUCAACCCAGCACCUCAGCCCGGCACGUGUGCACCUGUCCACACCCUGCGCCCCCUGUGAGCCCCCACUCUGCUCUGACAGCGCCCUCUGAACACACUUGAGGGGCGCAGAAACCGAGGCCUUGCACGGACGUCACAGAAGGAGGAUGCUAGGAAUCCUUCAUAAAAAUAUUACAUGUUUUAUUAUCCUGUCCCCAGAAGGGUGGUUUAUCCAGAAACCAAGAAAAUCAGAAUAAACUUGGGGGGGGCGUGGGGAAGGGCAAAACCAUCAACUAGCAGGCAGCCAGGCCAGC